CAGCAUGGUUUCUCAAGUGGGGCCUCCACGGUAUCCAAUUUAUUAGAUAGCUUGUUUGACUGGCAAUCCGCUCUGAACAAUGGAAAAUCCGUGGACAUUGUCUUCGUUGACUUAUCAAAAGCAUUUGAUAGGGUCUGCCACCGUAGAUUGCUAGUCAAAUUGCAGCAUCUGGGGAUUUCUGGGCAGCUUCUAGAUUGGCUGAGAUCUUUUCUAAAUCAACGAUACAUGACCGUCAGGGUUCGUCACAGCUUCUCUGACAGACACCACUGUCAAAGUGGUGUCCUCAGGGAAGCGUUUUAUCGCCUAUAUACAUUGGACCUCCCUGCUUACAUUACUACUUCCCCCGAGGUGAAGGUGCAGAUGUAUGCUGAUGACAUAAAAAUAUAUGCCGCAUACGAUACUACCAACAAGAGUGAAGUUCAAGCAGCAUUUAGGCUAUCCCUAGCGAAAAUGUCGGAGUGGGCCGCCUCUUGGGGCUUGACGAUCAACUUAAACAAGUGUUCCCUUUUGCACUUGGGGGAUAACUUUCGCCGAGGUAUGAAAUCAAUGGGGCUUUUCUGGAAGGCUGCAUAUGAGGAGCGUCUAAAAUGGUUAGGACUAUUGAGCCUCAAAGACAGGAGGUUACUCAAUGACCUCACACUUUGUUUUCGGAUCCUCAGAAGAGAAACGAGGCUAAAACCUAGCAAAUACUGGGUUUUUAGACCCUGUAGUGAAAGAUCAGGGAGCUUUGGCUUGAGCUACGUGAAAAUUCAAAAGAGAUUCUAUUCGACUUAUGUUUAA
Messenger RNA from Cooperia oncophora, 780 nucleotides. The record is from the annotation of a GenBank genome assembly. Lineage: Eukaryota; Metazoa; Nematoda; Chromadorea; Rhabditida; Trichostrongylidae.